GACACUUGGUUUCCAUUCUUUGGUUCAGAAUAUCACGGGUUUCUUCGAUAUCAUCAUAGCCAUGAAAAGAACUUGAGGAAAGAGCUAGCAUCCGAAGAUCAGCAGUAAGGGGUUUAUAUCCAAUACCAGGUUUCCCCGUUUGCAUUGCCAGAGCGAUGAUUCCGAUGAAGAGGAGAAACUCAGCGGCUACGCUGAUCGUGUGCCUGGCUCUCUUUGCGUUUUUCUUUGUAUUUGAGAUCAACCUGUCUUCCAUUUUCAGAUUGAUUGCAACUCGUUCGACCGGUAUUCAAGAAUCGGAACGUUUGGAACUGAAACCAAUGAGAACGCAGGAACCGUUAAUAAAAGCAAUAGGCAAAGAGGCCCGGCCGCUUCAGCAAUCCCCUCCACAGAGACAAAUUAUCAGCUGCGACCGUUCCCAUAGAGAAUAUGAUCUCUGUUCGAUAAACGGCCCCACUGUCGUGGACCCCAACACCUCUACAUUCUUCCUCAUGGACCCCACCACAUCCAGUCCACAGUCCACGGUGGAGAAAAUCAAGCCCUAUCCAAGAAAAUGGGAGAAUUUUCCAAUGGCGAGAAUCAAAGAGCUGACCAUCACAUCGAGCCCAUCGGGCCCACGAUGCAAGGUCCGACAUAAGGCCCCGGCCAUUGUAUUCAGUGCGGGAGGGUACACGGGAAACGUUUUCCAUGAUUUCAAUGAUGGAUUCAUCCCACUUUUCAUCACCGUCGACUCCAUCUAUCAGAAACAAGAUGUCAUCCUUGUGAUAUCUGAGGCACGUGAUUGGUGGGUAAGCAAGUACAGAAAUUUGCUUGAUGUUUUCAGCACACACAAAAUAGUAAGCCUGGACAAUGACACUUCCACGCACUGUUUUCCUUCUGCCACACUAGGCCUCAUAUCAUAUGGUUUCAUGGCAUUAAUGCCAAACUCGUCACAAACAUUACUUCAUUUCCGUGCCCUCCUAGACCAAGCAUUUGGUCAUGGCAAGAACAACCCUUACUCCAUCUCUAAUGAAUUUUUGAAAUUCAGUAGGAAGCCGAGACUCGUGUUUAUCAACCGACUGAGAGGCCAAGGACGAGAAAUUUUGAACAAAGAUGAAGCAAAGCGAGUAGCGGAGGAGAUCGGGUUUGAUGUCAUUUCGUUUGAGCCAACGGAUAGGACUUCGUUGGACCAAGUUUAUGCAUUGCUAAAUUCUAGCCAUGCAAUGGUUGGGAUGCACGGGGCAGCACUUACACACUUGUUGUUCCUCCGGCCGGGGUCGGUGCUGGUGCAAGUGAUGCCGCUAGGGACUAAUUGGGCGGGGAAGAUGUGCCAUGGGGAACCAGCUAGGGCGAUGGGGAUAGAGUACAUGGAAUACAAGAUUGAUGUAAAGGAGAGUAGCCUAGUGGAGAAGUAUGACAAGGAUGACAUGGUGAUUAAGGACCCAGCUGGUCUUCAAGGAAAGAAGUGGUCGCUUGAUGUUAUGAAAAUAUAUUUGAAGGAACAAAAUGUUAAACUAGAUUUGGUUAGGUUUAGGGAAUGUCUGAAGGAAGCUUAUAGGAAAGCCAAGGUGUUCAUGGAGAAAGAGGGAUGAAUGUUUGAGUGGACACCAAUUCCCAUACAUAAAAAGUGGUUCAUCAACAUUUCAAGCCAUGAAUCUUAAA
Theobroma cacao (cacao) is the source of this 1638-nucleotide messenger RNA. Its product is annotated as xylan glycosyltransferase MUCI21-like. The record is from RefSeq and is a predicted model, not a curated record. Gene Ontology annotation, molecular function: glycosyltransferase activity. NCBI's taxonomy places the organism in Eukaryota, Viridiplantae, Streptophyta, Magnoliopsida, Malvales, Malvaceae.